UUAACAGUUUGUGAUUUUCUCUCUGCAGCAGUGAUGGCAGCUCCCGUCAACGUCCAGACUCCCAGUAAAACCUGGGAGCUGAGCCUGUACGAGCUGCACAGGAGCCCGCAGGAGGCGAUCAUGGACGGGACAGAGGUGGCGGUGUCUCCUCGCUCUCUGCACAGCGAGCUGAUGUGUCCCAUCUGUCUGGACAUGCUGAAGAACACCAUGACCACCAAAGAGUGUCUGCAUCGCUUCUGCUCCGACUGCAUCGUGACGGCACUGCGAUCAGGGAACAAAGAGUGUCCGACCUGCAGGAAGAAGCUGGUUUCCAGACGUUCGCUGCGUCGAGACUCAAAUUUCGAUGCACUGAUCUCGAAGAUCUACCCGAGCCGUGAAGAGUACGAGGCCCACCAGCGACGAGUCCUGGACCGACUCAACCGUCUGCACAACAAGGAGGCGCUGAGCUCCAGCAUCGAGGAGGGGCUCCGCCAGCAGGCCCGCUACAGGUCCGAGAGGAACCACCGGGUGAAGAAGCCGACUCAGGAAAGUGACAACACCACUUUCAGCGGGGGGGAGGAUAAUGGUGAUGCCCGCUCUCACCUUUCCCACGACUCCGCCCCCUCACACACACCUCACCCCUGCGGUCAGACACCCUCAGAGGCGGGGCCGAGCCGCAAGAGGCCGCGGGCGUCGGACGAUGGCUCGGGCCCCGAGGCCGACAGUGGGAGCCCAACGCCUCCUCUGAGACGCCACAAAGAGGGGGUGGCCUCAGAGAUCGAGCUGGUAUUCAGACCCCACCCACAGCUGGUCCACGCCCACGACUAUAACCAGACCAGAUUUGUGAAGACGACAGCGAACGCCACGGUGGACCACCUGUCCAAGUACCUGGCUCUGCGCAUCGCUCUGGAGGACAGACGGACCAACAGGGAGGUGGAGGAUGGAGGGAGGGAGGAGGGUGGAGGGGUAGAGGAGAGAGAAGCAGCGGGAGGAGGAGCAGCGGGCGGAGGAGCAGCGGGAGGAGGAGCAGCGGGCGGAGGAGCAGUGGUUGGCGGUGGCGAAGGCUCUAGUCUGGGCAGCGUCAGUGAGAAACAGUACACCAUCUACAUCAUGACCAGAGGAGGACAGUUCUCUACGCUGAACGGAUCUCUGACUCUGGAGUUGGUCAAC
This is a messenger RNA of Paralichthys olivaceus (Japanese flounder), 1149 nucleotides long. The record is from RefSeq and is a predicted model, not a curated record. Lineage: Eukaryota; Metazoa; Chordata; Actinopteri; Pleuronectiformes; Paralichthyidae.